AUGUAUCGCUGGACCGUUGGACCUGUUGUUGCCCGUCCUUUGCUGCUAGUCGUGGAAAUCCCUGACGCCAUCCUUCCACCACCAUCACAUCCGCCAUCAGCAUCAGUGCCAGUACCUACUACUACAACUACGUCUUCUGUGCCAACUAUGCAAUCAACUGUUUCUCCGUCUCCUCUUGUACGUACUUCGCCAUUUAGACGCGAAAAUACAGAGCACGGCACACGCUUGGUAACUCCUCGUCCUACCUCGUUCUUCUGA
Messenger RNA from Zychaea mexicana, 258 nucleotides. RefSeq lists its product as uncharacterized. The transcript has 2 exons. NCBI's taxonomy places the organism in Eukaryota, Fungi, Mucoromycota, Mucoromycetes, Mucorales, Lichtheimiaceae. The record is from RefSeq and is a predicted model, not a curated record. The coding region runs from base 1 to 258 and encodes 85 amino acids.